UCUCUUAUAAACAUUGGUGUUCAAAUUGGAGGUUAUUUUGCAAUGAGAGGAGAAGACUAUUUCACAGUGGCUCCUGAAUCAGAAGAUUACACUACAGAUGGAUAUGAAACCACAGCAAUAUUCUUGAUAUCGACUCCCCAAUACAUCUUCAUCGGAAUUAUAUUCAACUUAUUUACUAAGUUCCGGAUGCCGCUCUACAAAAACUAUUUGCUUAUGAUAAUCGUUCUUAUUCAGCUAAGCAUCACAUAUUGGAUUAUUCUUGUGCCAGCCAAAUUCAUGAGAGAUAACCUUGAGAUACAACAUCUUGAUAGCACCUUCAAAUGGUUCCUCUGCUUGAUUACCAUCAGCAACGGUAUUGCCUGAUUCCUCUUCGAACUGUCGAUCUACUUACUCUAUCAGCACUUUAAAUAAUCUCUAAUAAAAGUCUC
Moneuplotes crassus is the source of this 428-nucleotide messenger RNA. The record is from the annotation of a GenBank genome assembly. Lineage: Eukaryota; Ciliophora; Spirotrichea; Euplotida; Euplotidae.